Messenger RNA from Balaenoptera acutorostrata (minke whale), 4678 nucleotides. It is a transcript of the gene CSNK1G2, whose product is annotated as casein kinase 1 gamma 2. Gene Ontology annotation, biological process: signal transduction; endocytosis; peptidyl-serine phosphorylation. The transcript is spliced from 10 exons. Gene Ontology annotation, molecular function: ATP binding; protein serine/threonine kinase activity. Bases 1 to 1323 code for a protein of 440 amino acids. Gene Ontology annotation, cellular component: nucleus; cytoplasm; plasma membrane. NCBI's taxonomy places the organism in Eukaryota, Metazoa, Chordata, Mammalia, Artiodactyla, Balaenopteridae. The record is from RefSeq and is a predicted model, not a curated record.
AUGGAUUUUGACAAGAAAGGAGGGAAAGGGGAGUCGGAGGAGGGCCGGAGAAUGUCCAAGGCCGCCGGCCGGAGCAGCCACGGCGUCCGGAGCUCGGGGACCAGCUCGGGGGUCCUGAUGGUGGGCCCCAACUUCCGGGUCGGGAAGAAGAUAGGCUGUGGCAACUUCGGGGAGCUCCGGCUAGGAAAGAAUCUCUAUACAAAUGAAUACGUAGCUAUCAAAUUGGAGCCCAUCAAGUCCCGGGCGCCACAGCUGCACCUGGAGUACCGCUUCUACAAGCAGCUCAGCGCCGCAGGUACCCCGGGGCCGGGUGUGGGAGCGCGGGGGGAGCCCGCCUGGGCGUCCCGUGAGUCUGUGUGUCCUCCGCCCGCAGAGGGCGUCCCUCAGGUCUACUACUUCGGCCCGUGCGGGAAGUACAACGCCAUGGUGCUGGAGCUGCUCGGACCCAGCCUGGAGGACCUGUUCGACUUGUGUGACCGCACAUUCACGCUCAAGACGGUGCUCAUGAUCGCCAUCCAGCUGAUCACGCGCAUGGAGUACGUGCACACCAAGAGCCUCAUCUACCGCGACGUGAAGCCCGAGAACUUCCUGGUGGGGCGACCGGGCACCAAGCGGCAGCACGCCAUCCACAUCAUCGACUUCGGCCUGGCCAAGGAGUACAUCGACCCCGAGACCAAGAAGCACAUCCCGUACCGCGAGCACAAGAGCCUGACGGGCACGGCGCGCUACAUGAGCAUCAACACGCACCUGGGCAAGGAGCAGAGCCGCCGUGAUGACCUGGAGGCGCUGGGCCACAUGUUCAUGUAUUUCCUGCGUGGCAGCCUGCCCUGGCAGGGGCUCAAGGCCGACACGCUCAAGGAGCGCUACCAGAAGAUCGGGGACACCAAGCGGGCCACGCCCAUCGAGGUGCUCUGUGAGAGCUUCCCAGAGGAGAUGGCCACAUACCUUCGCUAUGUGCGGCGCCUGGACUUCUUUGAGAAGCCAGACUACGACUACCUGCGCAAGCUCUUCACCGACCUCUUUGACCGCAGCGGCUUCGUGUUCGACUACGAGUACGACUGGGCCGGGAAGCCCCUGCCCACGCCCAUCGGCACGGUCCACACCGACCUGCCCUCGCAGCCUCAGGUUCGGGAAAAAGCCCUGCUAUACAGCAAAAACCAGGCACUGAACUCCACGAACGGGGAGCUGAAUGCCGACGAUCCCACCGCUGGCCACUCCAACGCCCCCAUCACGGCCCCCGCAGAGGUGGAGGUGGCCGACGACACCAAGUGCUGCUGUUUCUUCAAGAGGAGGAAGAGAAAAUCUCUGCAGCGACACAAGUGACCCCGGGGCAGUGGCCUCUGAAGCCUCCCGCUGCAGCCCCUCGGGGCCCGCUUGUCCACGGCCGCGUGGCCACCGCCGGACGCAGACUGCAGGCCCGGCAGAGCUGCCGGCCCCCGCGUGGGGUCACUUCCUUCACGUAAGACUUUGGCCGAGAUUUCUACACCUGUGUCUAGUCCUCCCCUCCGAGAGCAUUAACUAUUUAAAACAAGGAAGAGAGAAAACCACAGCGGCCGCCCUGCCUUGUGCCCCUGCGCGUCUGCUGAGUGAGUAGCGUGGCCGCCUCCGUCCAGCCCGCCGCUCGCCCGUUAGUGUCAUAAAGUGCAGCUUGUCUCCCUCGAUCCAAAGGCCGUUUUCUCGAGGGGGCGCUGCGGGGCGUUGCUGCCAGGGGUGAGCCCGCCCUGGGCCUCCCCAGACCAAAGGGGAAGGCGGGAUGGGAGCGGCCCCCAACCAAAAUGCUGCACCAAAGCCUAGGCCGGCGGGCGCGGCCCGCGGGGGUCCUGCGCACCUGCUCGUGGAGCCGCCGGCCUGGAACUCGGGGUGGCUACCGCGUGGCCCGUGGGCGGCGCGUGCCUGCAGGCUCCUUGUGUCGCUCUGCGCUGCCGGCCGAGCCGUGGAGACAAGCGCCUUAAAGCCCAUCCGAGCCCCGCAGGUGCGUGCGGAGCGGGCAGCCCGUCAAUGCGGCCCCCGUGGUCCCCUGGGGCCCGCGUGCUGAGGGCAGAGCAACUGGGGGCGCCCCGCGUGUGCGUCUAGGUCUUGCUUUACAAAAAGUGUACAGAAAUGGCAAUUCCGUUUCUCUGAUGCUUCCUGGAAGCCAUAGAACUUAGGGGCUUUUUUAAAAAAAUAAAGGAAAAUGAAACCAAUUCCAAGCGUGGUGUCCAAUCUUUCCAAGGGGCUUGGCUGAGGCAAGCAGCAGCUCAGAUAGCCAAGUCCCUGGGAAGGGACAGGCUAGGAGGCAGGACAACUUGGGGAAGGAGCCAGGGAGUGGCAGCCCCCUUGCUCAGGAGAAAUGAACGGUCGGAAACAAGGUAACAGAACUGAAGUGAAUGUAAGAACCGGGUUUGGGACUUCCCUGGUGGCGCAGUGGUUAAGAAUCCGCCUACCAAUGCAGGGGGACACAGGUUCGAGCCCUGGCCCAGGAAGAUGCCACAUGCCACGGAGCAACUAAGCCCGGGCGCCACAGCUACUGAGCCUGUGCUCUAAAGCCCGCGAGCCACAACUACUGAGCCCGCGUGCCACAACUACUGAGCCUGUGCGUCUGGAACCUGUGCCCUGCAACAAGAGGAGCCACCGCAGUGAGAAGCCUGCACACCGUGAUGAAGACCCAACGCAGCCAAAAAAAAAAAAAAAAAAAGAACCAGGUUUGGUCUACUUGGCGCUGGUGGAAAAAAGAGCCAUUGAAGUAAAUCACAGUGAGAACAGCAGACACGGGAGCUGAAGGACAGGCUCCUUGCCCUUGUCUGCACAAGUCCAUCUGAAACCCUAACCCUAAGCCUUCCCUUCCAGGAGCAAAAAGGUACCAGCUAUAUGUGAAUGGUUAGGUCUUGAGUGAACCCAGCAGCACAAAGUGGGAAGCCCUGUGACGGCGUCACAGUCACUGUGGAUGGGGCUGAGGAAAAAUGACCUUGGUGGCUACGGACUGAUUGUUUAUGUCCCCCAGCAUUCAGAUGGUGCUGCCAGACCCGCAGUGGGGGCAGUGUUAGGAGGCAUGGGGCCUUCAUGAUGGGACUAGGGUCCUUGUAAGGAGAGGAAGAGAGACCAGAGCUCUCUGUGCCGGGUGAGAAUGCAGCGGGAAGGUGGCCGUCUGCAGGCCGGGACGCGGGCCCUCACCAGGAACCAGCCACACCGAUCUCGGACUCCAGCCUCCAGGAGAGUGAGGAAUACCAUCUGUGGUUUCAGCCUGUGUUGUUCUGUUACGGCAGCAUCAGCUAAGAAAGCACAACAGCAGCAGUUCUUGAAACAGUUUCACAAGGAUUCCAGGUAGUUGAAAACGAUGGUAGCCCACCGUCUGUCCCAAACAACGCAGAACCACUGGGAGGAAUGCCUGCUGUGUGCAGCGUCCUGCCCACACUUCCAAAGUAAGUAACACCACCAACUCCCCCGUGGGAGCCUGGCCUCCCGCCCACCCCUGCCUCUCUGCUGGGCCGUGUGGGAGCAUCAGCAGGGGGCAGCCAGCCAGGUGGGCAGAAGCCAAAAGGCAGAGGUUCACAGCACAACCUGAACAUGUCCUGUGCCCCCGCCAGGAACCUCAGCCUCCCCAGGAGAGAGCAUGAGGUCGGAGAAGGGCAAGACUGUCCCAACAGCGUCGGAAGAUACGAAACCAUCUUGGAUCAGAAAUUCAAGAACAAGGGACGGACACAGACAAAAACCAGACUUGGAAAUGGCUGAUCCAAUUCUGGAAGGACAUGAAAGAACAAAUGAUUUUAGAAACGAAGGAUAAACUGUAAGGUGCCCGAGGCUCCAGGGAAGAUCUGAGAAAAGGCCUGGGAAGCAGAACAAGACGGUGAAGAGUUGACGCAGUUGCUGACGCAGGAGAUGGUGGCCGAGUGAGUGUCGGUCUCAGAGUCUGAAGGAGAUCAGAGCGGGUAUUUAAAGCUGUUGCUGGGAGUUCCCUGGUGGUCUAGUGGUUAGGACUCUGCACUUUCACUUCUGUGGCCGGAGCUCAAUCCCUGGUCGGGGAACCGAGAUCCCGCCAGCCACGCAGCGCAGCCAAAAAAAUAAAAAAUAAAGCUGCUGCUGAAGGGGACUUUCCAGGUAGAGCCCGGAAUCUCCACCAUGACUGUGGGAGACAGUCACCCACAAGGCACAUCCUCGCACGGAUGUGGGACGACCUUGCGAGGAUGUGCAAGGGGACGGCCGUGAUUGGGGCCUGCAGGCAGAGAGGUAGAAUCACGCACCGAGGCCCGAGAACUCGGCAGCUCAGCCUUUUCAGAAGCUGGUGGAACGAGCCUGAGCUGAGGCUUCCACGUGCUGCCAGGGUGUCCCUCCAGCACCGAGGCCUCGGAAGGCCAGUGCUGCCUGGCCCGGGAUGGACGGGUAGAGGCCACCUCUGUGUUGUGGGGAGGUGGAAAUGGCGCAGCUGGGAGAGCAGGCGGAGAGGAGGCCAGGCCCGCCCUCUGGCGGUGACAGAGCCAGAGGGGGUCUGCUCAUGUGGCGGUUUUCGUUAUAAACGGAAUGAACGCAGAAGAGAGGGGCACCUGUGUGAUGUUGGCCUAUUCCCACUUACCCCCACUUGUACUAUUUUUGCCAUUUAUUUUACUUCUGACAUAUGUUAUAAGCCCGCAAUUCCCUGUCGUUGUAUACGGUCAAGUCUUUCAAAUACAUUUUUUUAAUAAAUUAAUUUAUUUUAUUUAUUUUA